AUGGCGGCGGCGAUAGAGGAAGCAGUAUUUAACGCUUUGCGGGGUCAUCACAAUGAGCAUACGAAGCUCCCGUCGCCUCGAAUCAUUAAGAUAUAUGUGGCAAGCUUAAAGGACGACUUCAAAGAGGAACGGCGCCUGUUGUUGGAAGUGAUUGGACCCGACCUGCAGUCACUGUACGACGAUCGACAGCUCGAGGUUGAAAUCGUUGACAUCCACUUUGGUACCGGUAGCGAUGAGUUAACUGCCGUAGACUUGGAUCCGUAUGUGGUGGAGGAUCACCUGCAGGAAAUCGAAACGUGCCAUUCUGUCUCGAAAAGUGUAUUUCUAAUCGUACUGCUUGGGUCACGUUUGGGCAAUUUUUUACUGCCAACAAAACUCGACCCCAGCGUAUUCACGGCUAUUGCGAAUCAAUCCACCGACGAUGAAUGUACAAGCUUGCGGAAGUGGUACAGCACCGAACGGCCGAGCACGACGACCCAUCUGGGGGAUGAGGAGCAGCAGGAUGCGGAAGGAUAUUACUGGCUCGCAACGGACUACAGAGCGCUGGACCGGGCCGAAUGGGCGACGGAGAGCCGACGAUUGCGUGAGCUGCUGGAGCGGAGGAUAGAUGAGGCGCUGCCUGCGGCCGAGAUGACGACACCCACCGAAGGAUCCGAUGGGGAACAAUUCUGUGAUAAUCUGAAACGACUGAAAACCAGAGCUAUCGCACGGGAAAUUGAAAAGGGUUUAGCAUGUUCGCCGGGACGAAUUUUGGCACUUUUCCGGCACUGGCAGAAGCAACCGGAAAACGGUUCCACCGACCAUGCGGAUGAUGACCAUUUGGGCUCGGUCUUGGCCAGCGCCGCUGAGCAGCUGGAAAGCAGAAUCAUCGAAGCGCUACCCGCCAGUAACCACCAAACGCUAAUCGUUGAUUGGGCGGAAAAUGGAAUCGACCCGGAGCUCGAGUGUCACGAUGUGUACUUGACCAGCUUCAAACAUAAAAUGUUCGAGAUAAUGAAAGCUUCCAUCGAUCAGGAUCUGGCCAAGGACCCAAACGGUGGCAAGGGUCGUAAGAAAACGGUGCAGGAAAUUUUCCACGAACACUCGACGCAUUUAAUGUGCUUAAAUGAGCACCUGAGUGCGAACAAAUACAUCUCGUCCAAGGUUCCGGAGCGGAUACGGCAGAACGUGCAGAUGAACUUCCGUUCCGGGAGCCGGCAUCCGCCGUACUUCAUCCACGGUGGGCAUGGCAGCGGAAAGAGCACACUGUUGUCGCACAUCUACGCCCAGCUGACGGGUUGGUUCGAGCAUACAAAAGUUCACCGAGUGAUACGGUACGCGUCGGCCACUCCUCGCUCGGCGUACAACUUGGAGCUGCUGCGCGUCGUUUGCCAGCAGCUGGCGAUCAUCUUGAACAUUCCCGAGGGCUAUCUUCCGAAGGAUGCAUCGUUCGACCCGCUCUACAUCAACAACUGGUUCCAGAACUUGCUCAAGCACUGCGAGGACCUGCACAACGAGAUACUGUUCCUGUUCAUUGAUGAUCUGCAUCGGCUAAACCCGCUGGAUUGUGACAUAGUGGCUGCACUGUCCUGGCUGCCCAUCAGCCUGCCCUGGAACGUGUUCCUGAUCGUGUCCACCACCGUGCCAAUCGAGUCACUUCGGUUGACCCCGAUGCAGAAGGAACGCUUCAGGUGUGCGGAUUACUUCUUCGAUCUGUCGCUGGAGCAGAACGAAACACAAGUGCAACGUUGGACGGCGGUGCCAUCGCCCUUGCAGGAACAGCCAAGCACUGACCAGCCAACGUUCGCACAGCUCGUGAACGGAGUGUUCGAUGCCAUGGAGAGCCGGUUUGGUGUGAAGGGCUUCAGCCGGUUGGCCGUCUACAUCACGUGCUCCGAGUAUGGUCUGACGGAGACGGAACUGCUGGAGUUGCUGAUGCCGACGCAAGACGCGGACGUGGCCAUCGAUACUCGAGAGGGUGACUUCAACUUUUCUACCUUCCGCACCAUCCGGAACCAAAUGAGGCUCGUGUUGCGAGAGAAACUCAUGUCCGGGAAGUUGCUGGUGGUGUGGCGCCACAGCAUAUGCUCGGAGAUUACCCGGGCGCGCUACAUGACACCGGACAGCGCUCGCUCCAUCCACUCGGAGCUGGUGAAUCUGUUCUUCCCACCGGACAGCGACGACAGCGAGGAGAUGUCCACCGAGCAGCACAGCAGAAAGUCGAGCAUGCAAACCCAACAGGACGACAACGUGACGCAAGUGCUCAACCUGGGGCUGGACAUAUCCUACAGCAUCCGGCACGUGGAGGAAGCGUGGCAUCAUUUGAUCAAGUCGGAGGACACCAAAAAGCUCAAAGAGAUUGCCGUAUGCAACUUCGACUUUCUGCUGGCCGCGGUUCAAACGGUGUCCAUUAGCUAUUUGCGAUGCCUAAUCGAACACGUACGUUGUUACAUCCUGGACCGGGAUAUCGAACUCGUGUACUACACCAUCCGGAAGUCGAGUGAUGUUCUGACGCGUGAUCCAAUGCAGCUGGGAGCACAGCUGAUUUCCUGGCUGAAGUCCGUAUCCGCCCACGAGGGACCGCAGGCACUUCUAAGCGUUACGGUGCAGUCUGCGACGGCUUGGUGCGAUGGGUACACCGUGCCGUUGCUUGUUCCACUGACGGGUUGGCUUCCGGUUCCACUGCCCAGCCAAAUUCGAUGCAUCACCGUGCCCGGUCCGGGUCCGGUUCGUUGCAUUGAGGUUUCACCGUCCAAGCAGCACCUGAUCCUCUCGCCGAAGGUCGGAGAUCCGCAGCUGUGGCACAUCAUGAGUAAUAGUCUCGUGCACACGUUCAAGGGUCAUAGCGGUCCGGUAACGUACAUGAAGGUCCAGUCGCAGUAUCUUGUCACAACGUCUGAGGACACAUCCGUUAUCGUUUGGGACAUGAAGACCCUGGCAGUGAAGUUGAGAUUACGGGAACACAUUGCUCCGGCUCUGUGCGCAACCUUGGCGUUGGACAACAAGUACGUCAUCAGCGGGAGUGAUGAUUCGAGCAUUAUUAUAGCACUGUUCGACGGUGGAAAGCUGGUUACUAAAAUCGACCACCACCGUGGGCCGGUGACGGCUCUGCUCAUGAGCUAUCCGAGUGAAGUCCUCGUAUCGGCCAGCCACGACGCGACCGUGUGCCUGUGGUCGAUGGAAAAUUUCACCCUACUCAAUUGCAUCCAGAUGGCACAGCCUGUCUUGAACACACAGAUCUCGUGCGAUUCCACAUUCCUGCUGGUGCACUGCGCCGACAACGGUUUGUAUCUCCGGUCUCUGACCACGGGAACGGAGCUGCACGCGUUGAAAGGACACAAAUCGAAGGUACGUGCACUUUGCAUUGCAAUGGACAGUCAGCGCGCGAUUGUAGGAAGCGAAGACACGAAGGCACUGAUCUUCGACAUGCACUCCGGGCGGAUCAUACGCACGCUACCACCAAAUCCAGGUGCCGUUACUGCCGUGUACGUGAUGGAAAAGGACGACUACCUCAUCACCGCCGGCGGCAACAAGAUCACGUUCUACUCGUUCCGCAACGAGGAUUCCAUCGUCAAUUUCUAUCCGAAAAAGAAAAAGACACUCAAAAAGUUCCACCGCAAUCGGCUUGCACUGCAGUCGACCUCGAGCCCGGUCAUAUGCUUCGACUUGUCGCGGGACUCCACGAUGGCCGCGGUAGCUUCCAGCCGUUGCGUGCAGAUCUGGCAGCUCAACUCGCCAGAACUGACGAGCAUCUUGGAAGGACACUCGGCCACAGUGACCUGCGUGAGUUUUGCUCCAAACUGUGAGCUGGUCGCGUCCGGUUCCGAGGACAAAACGGUGAAUGUGUGGAGCUUAGCACUGGGCACGGUGACCGCCACCUUCAAGGGCCACUGUACGUCGGUCACCUCGGUUACGUUCAUGAUGGAUGCGCGUCGCAUCAUAUCCGCCGACAGGGACGGGCUGCUGCACGUGUGGAUCUCCGACUCCGGUAUGGUCCUGCAGAGUGUGCAGGGUCCACACAAGUGCCUGUCGGUGACGAACAACAUGAAGUUCGCGGUCUGCACCAACGGCGAUUCUAGCUUGCGCAUUUGGUCGCUCACGCGCGAGGACGAGAAGUACACCGUGUCGCACUCGGACGAGAUCACUUGCUUCGUCAUCACGGCUGACUCGCUUUACGUAAUUACCGGCUCGCGGGACAUGUCAUUGAAAGUGUGGCAAGCCACGGGUGGCAAGCUUGCCCAAGUUCUCGUGGGACACACUGAUGCAGUCACGUGCGUGGCAGUGUCCGUGACGAACAAGAGCCAGGUCAUUUCGGGUUCUAAGGACUCGAACCUAAUAAUCUGGGACAUUCACACGGGCGAGGAGAUACACACGCUCGCCGGUCACCUGGGACCGGUAACGUGUGUCAAAGUGUCGGCAGAUGGCACCACUGCCGUUUCCGGAAGCGACGACAAGACGCUGAUCGUGUGGGAAACGAAGCGUGGCCUUGCUCUCACGUCGCUGCAGCUGCACGUACAAUUUACGCGCUUCGAUAUCAGCCUGGAGUGCUCGCGGAUUGUCGUGCAGCUAGUGGACAGCUCUUGUCUGCCCAUCAUCUGUCUACACAACUCACCAGCGAGCUACAUUAAGCUACCGACGUACUCGGCUCCAGCCCGCGAUGUCGAGGAUCUGAGACCGGCCGGUCCGAAGCGACCUGCUCGACGCCUGUUGAAGAAGGAAGUUUCUCUCGACACGUACACCUGGCAGAAGAAGUACGCCCACCUGACGUCUUCGGUGAUGAUGGCGCAGGUGGAUGAGCGUCUUAAGCGACGCUUCUCGGUGUCCGCCAGCAUGGAGGAGAUCUCGAAGCUGGCCGAAUCGAAGAAUGUCGAAUCGCAAGCCAACCUUGGCCCUGAGCAGGCGGCUCUCGCGCAAUCCCAGCACUUCGACCAGCUGGAGGCACUCUGGAAUAAGCGAUCGCCUCCGAGGCGCAGGCUAAAUGCGACGCUCUCGCGGCAGUCUUCGUUGGUAGAGGAUCGGAUCGAUUCGUCGGACGAGGACGAGUUUCAGGAGGAACGCGCAGGUAUGUCGAAGAAACUAGCCCUCUUUCACGCGUCGCGCCCUCUGUCGCUUUCGGUAGAUGCAUGGAACUGUUCUAGUCUGUACUCCUCAACAUCCUCCACCAACACACAAUACAACCAACCGCACCACCAUCAGCAUUACCACCAGUACCAUCACCAGCAUCAGCCCGAUCUGCUGCGGGAGGUGUUGCUGCUGAAGAAGCAACACUCGGUCCCGGCUGGCGGUACCGGUGUUCACUCGGGAGACCCGUUCGGUGGCCAUCUCAAGCUUUCGUCCACCGAAACGGACUUGCAGGCCCUGUUUCGUCACUGUACCUUCGGUACGCUGAACUGCCACUCGCGACGGCGGCAGUCGAGCCCGGAGCGAGGUGAUCAGUAUCACGUUCGCCGGCGUAAGUCUCGCUCGAUCGACAAUCUAAACCACGAGGUGACGGUAUUUAGACAGCAGUAUCGCCGCAAUCCCAUGUCCCGAUCAUGUCUCAUGCAGUAA
Messenger RNA from Anopheles nili, 5529 nucleotides. Its product is annotated as protein qui-1. Lineage: Eukaryota; Metazoa; Arthropoda; Insecta; Diptera; Culicidae. The coding region runs from base 1 to 5529 and encodes 1842 amino acids. The record is from RefSeq and is a predicted model, not a curated record. The transcript is spliced from 18 exons. Gene Ontology annotation, molecular function: protein binding.